CGCCUGCCCCAGACAGAGUGGGAGGAGAUGGAGAUGAAAGCAGAUCCUGAAUAUGUCAAUGCUGAGGCGUCCAUGGACCCUCUGGCUCCGCUGCUUUCGUCAGUGACUUGGAGCGCUCUGAGAACUUUGUGAACUCUCCGUGUUGGAGAGAGGAAGGGAGAGGAAGGGGAGCAGUUGAUGGGACGCAGCCCAGCAGCAGCAGCAGCAGCAGCAGCAGCAGGCUCCUCUGGAGACGGCAUCAGGACUCUCAGCUGGAGAUAAUCCCCCGAGGUCAUGACUAGACAGCGCCUCAGCCUGCUAACCCCCCUGGCUCUGCUGGGACUCCUUAUGGGGCUUGCAGACAUCAGCCAUGGCUUUGCUGGUGAGGAUGAGGAUUAUUACAUGCAGGAGCUGCUGACAAGAGAUCAGUACAACAAGGUCCAAAUGCUGGAGAAGCCUGUGGCCUCGAUACCUGACAGACAUGAGCACCCCAGUCAAAACCCUGCCAAGAAAGUGCCCAAGGGAAAGGCAGAGAGCAACAGGCAGACGGAUAAAACCACAGCUGAUACAAAAUCAGUCAAAACAGCCAACAAAAAGGCUGAGAAGAACAAGAAGAGCUCACUGAAAACCGCAAACAGCAUCUCAGAAGAAGAAAGGCGGUACAACUCGAUAAAAGAGGAAUGCCCUCCCAUGGGACUGGAGACAUUGAAGAUUGAUGAUUUUCAGCUUCACGCUUCAACUACGAAACGCUACGGCCUGGGCGCACACAGAGGUCGUCUUAACAUUCAGGCUGGCCUUUAUGAAGAUGACCUCUAUGACGGGGCAUGGUGCGCUGGGAGAGAUGACCCGCUGCAGUGGUUUGAGGUGGAUGCCAGGAGGCUGACAAAGUUCACGGGGGUCAUCACACAAGGCAGGAGCUCCCUCUGGUCGAGCGAUUGGGUGACCUCGUACAAGGUCAUGGUGAGCAAUGACAGCCACACCUGGAUAACACUGAAGAAUGGCUCAGAAGACUUGAUCUUCAGAGGCAACAGGGAAAAGGAGAUCCCAGUCCAGAACAUCUUCCCAGUGCCAGUGGUCGCCCGAUACAUUCGAGUCAACCCUCGCUCUUGGUUCAACAGCGGCAAUAUCUGUAUGAGAGUGGAGAUCCUUGGCUGUCCUAUGCCAGAUCCAAAUAAUUAUUAUCACAGACGCAAUGAAGUCAUAACAACAGACGACUUGGACUUUAGACACCACAGCUACAAAGAAAUGAGGCAGCUUAUGAAGGUGGUUAAUGAAAUGUGCCCCAACAUCACCCGGAUCUAUAAUAUAGGAAAGAGCUACAGUGGCCUCAAGCUGUAUGCCAUAGAGAUUUCCGACAACCCAGGAGAGCAUGAAGUUGGUGAACCAGAGUUUCGUUACACAGCGGGUUCCCAUGGUAACGAGGUACUGGGACGAGAGCUGCUCCUCCUGCUGAUGCAGUUCAUGUGUCUGGAGUAUCUGUCUGGCAACCAGCGGAUACGUCACCUGGUGGAAGAGACCAGAAUCCAUCUAUUGCCAUCUGUCAACCCUGAUGGGUACGAGAAAGCCUUUGAAGUGGGUUCAGAGCUAAGCGGCUGGUCUCUGGGUCGAUGGAGCAAUGAUGGAAUAGACAUUCACCAUAACUUCCCUGACCUAAACUCCAUACUGUGGGAAGCUGAGGCCAAAAAGUGGAUCCCUCGAAAAAUGUUCAACCACCAUGUGCCUAUCCCAGAGUGGUACCUGACUAAAAAUGCUUCGGUUGCCGUGGAGACACGGGCUCUGAUAGCAUGGAUGGAGAAGAUGCCCUUUGUGCUCGGUGGUAACCUCCAGGGAGGGGAGCUCGUGGUGACCUUCCCGUAUGACAAAACUCGCUCUCAGUGGGUGACCAGGGAGCAGACUCCCACCCCGGAUGACCACGUCUUCCGCUGGCUGGCCUUCUCUUACGCGUCCACCCACCGCCUGAUGACCGACGCCAACCAAAGGGUCUGCCACACAGAAGAUUUUGCCAAGGAGGACGGCACCAUCAAUGGAGCGUCCUGGCACACUGCGGCUGGCAGUAUGAAUGAUUUCAGCUUUUUGCACACCAACUGCUUUGAGUUGUCGAUGUAUGUGGGUUGUGACAAAUUCCCUCAUGAGAGCGAACUGCCUGAGGAGUGGGAGAACAAUCGCGAGUCUCUUCUUGUCUUCAUGGAGCAGGUGCAUCGUGGGAUCAAAGGCGUGGUGAGGGAUGUGCAAGGUCGUGGAAUAGCUAAUGCAAUCAUCUCUGUGGAGGGCAUCAGCCACGAUAUCCGCACAGCUGCUGAUGGUGAUUACUGGCGCUUGCUGAACCCCGGAGAGUACAGAGUAACUGCCAGGGCUGAGGGAUACAGCUUCACCAGUAAGAAGUGUGAGGUGGGCUACGAGAUGGGCGCCACCAGGUGCGACUUCAUCAUCGGCCGCACCAACCUGUCACGAAUCAAAGAAAUAAUGGAAAAAUUCAACAAGCAGCCCAUCAAACUGCCCGUUAGGCAGCUCCAAGCUCGCAGGUCCAGAGAGAGACGUCUGGGAACAUAAUGAUUGUUCGGAGAAGAGGGAGGAAGAAUUUAAAACAAACAUCUGCUCUGAUCAGACUGGGGUGAACUCCAAGCCUGGGUUUGGACCUCUGUCAGAUUCCUCUUGGGUACUGUCAGUGGAGUUAGUGUUUGAAGAUGUGGAUUAAUUUAAACGGGAUGUUUUAUUUGGUUUUUGUUUUGUUUGGUUUUGUUCCAUCCCCAGACAUAAGCUCUCUCGGUGUUCACUGUUGUCAUCUCAUCUAUUCUUGAUGUCCAGUCUAAACAUUUGAAUAUUUUAUUCUGUCAAAGGCUAGGUUUAUGUUUAUCACCCCUCUUUUUCAAUUUUUACUCCACCAUCAUCAACUAGAAAUGCUGAUAUUGCAGAUAACAGAAUAUAAUCACACAAAACUUAUUUUUUUAGAUAACAGAAAAUUGAACAAGAUGAAGAUCUGUCUUAGCAUCUCAUUUUAGCCACUGUGAGGAAUGGCCAUGACUGUCAUUAUGUACAUACUUAUUAACUUAUGUAACACGGUUAUGUAAACCAUUACAAAAGCUUUAUUACCUGCACUUGUACAAUUUUUCAGUUCUCUAAAGAAAACUUGUGACUUUUUGUGUGUCACUGACUAGUUUUUUAUACACUUUGCUUUUGGCAAGUCAAUAAAUAAAGACUAUGUUUG
Larimichthys crocea (large yellow croaker) is the source of this 3184-nucleotide messenger RNA. RefSeq names its product carboxypeptidase X (M14 family), member 2 (gene cpxm2). The record is from RefSeq and is a predicted model, not a curated record. Gene Ontology annotation, biological process: proteolysis. NCBI's taxonomy places the organism in Eukaryota, Metazoa, Chordata, Actinopteri, Sciaenidae. The transcript is spliced from 15 exons. Gene Ontology annotation, molecular function: zinc ion binding; metallocarboxypeptidase activity. Bases 274 to 2529 code for a protein of 751 amino acids.